AUUUCAAUAUAUAGUAAAAAGAACUUUCAAGAUAACAUAAAAUUAAAGUCCCUCUCUCUCUCUCUCUCUUUGCUAAUAGAGAAGAUCAAGAAGAAGAAGAAGAAGAAUGAUGGAUUCUUUAUCAAAAUGCUUCAACAGACUUCAAGAAAGGUACGAAAACGUUCUAGAAGCGAAACCUAUGUACAGAGAGGACUUAGACAUAACGUUGCCUCUAAAUGACUCAGAGAUUUCAGUAGAGUCGACCAAAAAGUCUCGGUGCUUGGAUAGAGCCAAGAGGAUCGACAAGUCGCUGAGGUUCGAAACAGAAGACGAAGAAGAUGAACAGAAGAAAAAGACUCCGGCUAAGCCACGUAAGGUUGUGAGGUUUCAGUUAGAGAAUAAUAAAAUUAUCGAGCCGAAGAAGACGGUGAGGUUUGAUGAUGAUCAGAAACUCGAACCAAAGGAGAUGGCUCUGGAGGAGAAAGUGAGUUUGAAUAUGGUUGAAAGGGAUGAAAAGGUCGUGAGGGUUAAGAUCAAGAUGACAAAGCAAGAAGCUCACAGGCUACUGUCGAAAUACAAAAACGACAGCGUUUUCGACUUAGAGCACCUUGUGGACCAGAUCGCACACGUUCCUGUUCAUCAGCUUCAAGUCAAUAUGGUAAUGGUUGGCUGUAAUACUGAGCGACAAUGAAAUGGCUGCUGGAAUAAUUUUAGGUUUAUUUUGCAUUUAUUUUGUCAUAAUUUUGUAGUUUUAGUGUAGUACAAUAUUUUUGAUAGAUUAAUAGAAGUAACAGGGUUUGGGGAAAUAUUAUGUUGUUGCCUGAUAAAUAAUGUAACAAAAGUUUGACA
Molecule: messenger RNA, 828 nt
Organism: Camelina sativa (false flax)
Lineage: Eukaryota; Viridiplantae; Streptophyta; Magnoliopsida; Brassicales; Brassicaceae
Source: RefSeq, a predicted model, not a curated record